This is a messenger RNA of Hipposideros armiger (great roundleaf bat), 5057 nucleotides long. Its product is annotated as zinc finger protein 791-like. The record is from RefSeq and is a predicted model, not a curated record. NCBI's taxonomy places the organism in Eukaryota, Metazoa, Chordata, Mammalia, Chiroptera, Hipposideridae. Gene Ontology annotation, cellular component: nucleus. Gene Ontology annotation, biological process: regulation of transcription by RNA polymerase II. Gene Ontology annotation, molecular function: RNA polymerase II cis-regulatory region sequence-specific DNA binding; DNA-binding transcription activator activity, RNA polymerase II-specific.
CCUCUAGAAGCUCCAAGUUCCUUAAGUGCACAACCAGAAAUUGGAAUUCUCUGCCCCAAUUGCUGAUGAUUGAUAGAUGACAGCUUUACAGUCUCAUCCUCCCUGAUUCCCCUUUGACCUUCAUCUAUGCAAAGUGAUGAGAGUGCUUCAGUGCUCCUUCUUUUGGAGGUGGCAAGAAAUUCAGUCCUUUUAAGAUCCUGCUCUUGUAUGCGAACCCUCACCCUAACCUCAAUUUUACAAAAAGUCCAGGCAUCUUUCCUUGCUCUCUCAAGUCAUUUCAUGUCCUCUAGAGAGGCCUACCUUGCAUUCCCCACAGUCCUCAACUAUGAAUUAAUAAGCCCUUCAUACACUCUUGGCCAUGUGUGGUGUCCUCAGCUAAAGGAUCCGUAUCCUCAGGGUUUGAGGUAUCAUGCGCCAUUACUCCACGGGGGAGCUUGGGAAUUAGAGAGUUGGGAAUGCAGCCUCAGGGGGCUGGUUGGGAAUCAUUUCCUGCAAUUUGAAGGUGGAAAUUUUAUGUUCUUUUGAAGGAAAGCAUUGCUGAGUCCUUCAUGUGUGUUAUGCUCAUGGGUAAAUUCACCAUCAAACCGUUGUGGCUUUCAAUGAACGCAGUUGCAAUUGGCAGCUCUCAACCUAUUCAUCAAGGUCACCAGGGCACAGGGCACAGUGUUGUUUCUGCCAUAAGAGCACUUCUGGCAUAUUUGUCACUAUGCGUGGCUAUAUGUGCCAAAAAUUGGCUCCAAGCAGCCCUGAGGCACAUGAGUACAGGGAUUUUUGUGGUCUAAGUUGUCAUGUCUUUUUCCUAGUGUCUGAGUUCUAAGUUCCAAUUAACUUUCUAGCCCAUCAAAUUGGACAGAGAGAGAAAGAAACAACUGAGUCUAAUAAAUACUAUGCAAGGCAAAAACCAUGCUUCUUCACAAAAAAUAUUUUUAUUUCACCAGCUGCAUCCGACUUCUUCUAAAGACCUGGAGUACUUAACGUACAAUAUAGACAGCUGCACCUUAUUAAAAGUUGAAUUUCCACUGGUCUCCUGGACUCUCUCACAUUUGGUGAUGGGAAUAGAAGAAAAAACUUCCAAUUCUUUAUUUUUAUUCAUUAAAAUUGUAUGCAGAUUUGACCCUCCCCCUCAUGGAGACCUUUAAAUGGCGAGUAAUAAGAAAGGAAAUGAAAGUUUUUCUCACAAGGACUCAGUGGCCUUUGAGGAUGUGAGUGUGAACUUCACCCUGGAGGAGUGGGCUUUACUGGAUCCUUCACAGAAGAAACUCUAUAGAGAUGUGAUGCAGGAAACUUUCAUGAACCUGGACUCACUAGGCAAAAAAUGGGAAAAGCAUGACAUUGAAGAGCCGUACAAAAACCAGGGAAGAAAAAUAAGAAGUCAAAUGAUAGAAAGACGCUGUGAAAGUAAAGAGGGUAGUCAAUGUGGAGACAAUUCCAGCUUUAUCUCAAAUCUCAGCCUGAGCAAGAAAACUACUGGAAUGAAACCACAUGAAUGCAGUGCAUGUGGAAAAGUCUUCACACAUCUUUUAUCCCUUAAUAGGCACAUGAGCUGUCAUACUGGACACAAACCAUAUGAGUAUCUGAGUUAUGGAGAGAAGCCAUAUAAGUGUAAGGUGUUGCUUUUGUUCCAAAUUGAAGGCAAGACCCUCCACCAGCAAAAAGAUUACGACUCACUUUAUUGCUACACUUGCUUUAAUGUGGUGGUCUGGAACCAAACCUGCAAUAUCUCUGAGGACUCAGUGACCUUUGAGGAUGUGGCUGUGAACUUCACCCUGGAGGAGUGGGCCUUACUGGAUCCUUCACAGAAGAAACUCUACAGAGAUGUGAUGCGGGAAACCUUCAGGAACCUGACCUCAGUAGGUCUGCAUUUAGGAAAAAAGUGGGAAGAUUAUAACAUUGAAAAUCAGUACAAAAUCCAGGGGCGAAAACUAAGAAGUCAUGUGGUAGAAAAACUCCAUGAAAGCAAAGAAGGUAGUCAGUGUCGAGAAACCAUCAGCCAGAUUCUGAAUCUUAACCUGAACAAGAAAACUUCUGAAGUAAAGCUAUGUAAAUGUAGUGUGUGUGGAAAAGUUUUUGUGCGUCAUUCAUCCCUUAAUAGGCACAUCAGAUCUCACACUGGACACAAACCAUAUGAGUAUCACGAAUGUGAAGAGAAGCCAUAUAAAUGUAAAGAAUGUGGAAAAGGCUUCAGUUACCGCAAAUCUGUUCAUAGACAUGAGAGAACUCACACUGGAGAGAAACCCUAUGAAUGUAAGGAAUGUGGGAAAGCCUUCACGUGGCUCACAACCUUUCGAAGACAUAUGAUAACACACACUGGAGAUGCUCCUUAUAAAUGUAAGGAAUGUGGGAAAGCCUUUAGUUGUUCCACUUCACUUCGAACACAUGAAAGAACUCACACUGGAGAGAAACCGUAUGAAUGUAAACAGUGUGGUAAAUCCCUCAGAUCUCCUCUAGGUUUGCGAAUACAUGAAAGAAACCACACUGGAGAAAAACCCUAUGAAUGUAAGCAGUGUGGUAAAGCCCUCAGUUGUCCCAGUUCCUUUCGAAGACAUGAAAGAACUCACACUGCAGAGAAACAAUACGAAUGUAAACAGUGUGAAAAAACCUUCAGCUCUCCUCUAGGUUUAAGAAUACAUGAAAGAAUUCACACUGGUGAGAAACCCUAUGAAUGUAAGGAAUGUGGUAAAGCCUUCAUUUCUCUUUCGAGCAUUCGAACACACAUGGUAACACACACAGGAGAUGGACCUUAUAAAUGUAAGGAAUGUGGGAAAGCAUUCAUCUGUCCCAGUUCUUUUCGAUCACAUGAAAGGACUCACACUGGAGAGAAGCCAUAUGAAUGUAAGCAGUGUGGUAAAACCUUCAGUUGGCCCAGUUCCUUUCGAAUACAUGAAAGAAUACAUACUGGAGAGAAACCUUAUAAAUGUGUGGAAUGUGGGAAGACCUUCAUUUAUCGUACAACCUUUCAAGGACACAUGAGAAAGCACAGUGGAGAGAAACCCUAUAAAUGUAAAGAAUGUGGGAAAGCCUUCAUUUCUCCUUCAAGUGUUCGAACACACAUGAUAAUGCAUACCGGAGAAGGACCUUAUAAAUGUAAGGAAUGUGGGAAAGCCUUCAAUUUUCCCAGUUCAUUUCGAAUACAUGAAAGAACUCACACUGGAGAGAAGCCCUAUGAAUGUAAGGAAUGUGGUAGAGCCUUCAGUUGUUACACAUCCUUUCGAACACAUGAAAAAACCCAUACUGGAGAGAAACCCUUUGAAUGUAAAGAAUGUGGAAAAGCCUUCGUUUAUCGCACUACCUUUCGAGGACACGUAAGAACGCACACUGGCGAGAAACCAUACAAAUGUAAACAAUGUGGGAAAGCCUUCAGUCGUCCCCAUUCUUUUAGAAGACAUGAAAGAUCUCAUACAGAUAAAGACCUUGAAUGUAAGCAAAAUGAAAAGGACAUCAGUUGGCCUUCAUCCUUAUGUGUGAAAACUCCCACUGAAAUGAAAUCCUAUAAAUACAAGUAAUAUGAGAAAACCCAAUACAAAUUAAUCCAUGUAUAAAGUUCCAGAAAACUGUAACAUGAAAGUCAUUAUAAAAGUUAUAAAUGUAUUGUCUUUAUCAGUGCCUCAUUCUUAAAAGUGGAUCUCUGAACUGUGGGUAUUUACUACUUCCAAAAAUGAACAGUGAGGUAAUACUCUUUAUGCAAUACUACAUAGGGUUUAUAGGUAUUUUUUCCUUAAAUCACUUAAUAAUAUUUUUCUUUCUAUUUUGGAGCCUGUUUGAUAUACAGGUGAAUUGAAGUGUAUUUCUAAUAUGCAAGAAACUUUAAUUUUUGUGUUUCAGUUGUUUUGUAAGGGGUUAUUGACAAAUGAUAUUUUAAUAUUUGUUGGGAUUUUUCUACUGGCCUCCUGUGCCAGGUAUUGGAUAUCCUAUAUGUAUUCCUUCUUUCUUAUGAGAAAACCUACUAUUUUGUUGUGGCCAGAAAACCUUUAAUUCCAUUUUUUUUGGUAAUAAAAGAUGGCAUAAAUUUGUAAAUAUGCAAAUUUUAUCAUAUAAUCUUGUGAAUGAUAGUUGACCCUUGAACAAUACAGGGGUUAGGGACACUGACCUCCUAUGCAGUUGAAGAUCUGAGUAUAACUACAGUCAGCUGUCCACAUACAUGGAUCCCCAAUCCCAGAGUUGACGUUUGGAUUGCUGUUAUUGAACAAUGAAAUGUAGAAUUGGUUCUCCUAAAUUGUUUUGUCACCUGGGUAAUAUGACAAUUUUUAGAAUCUUUUCCUUUUAUGGUUUCAUUUUAGAAUUCACCUGUAGCUUCAUUUGCUUGAGAUUUGGAAUGCAGAAGUAUAGAAGGCAUUAAUCAGGUUUUGGAGCCGCCAUAUGGGGAGGGAGACAGGUGCACAAGAAUUGAGGACACCUGCUUCCAGCCAGUUUUCCUGAUUCCUUGCUCUGGCAAUCAAGAGUAUCCUCAAAACCACAAUCAACUGCUUGACUUCCAUUUUCUCAAAGGUGUAGGUUUCCACAUGUACCUUCAGAAGUUCCACAUCAAAGGUCCAUCACUGUUUGGAUUUUCUUGCAAUCUUCCAUAUGUCUCCUAGGUAACUUAUUUGAGCUAUGAUGGUUUGGAGUAUUUUCUGAUGCUUGCACUUCCAUCUUUCCUAGAUUGUAUUCAUAUAAGGUCUAAUUUGUACAGUAAACACCUUGUUCUGGUAAUACUGUUAGGGACCACGUGUUGCUGACCCCACUAUGAUAGCAGCAAUGGUGCUGUCCAAACGAAGCACAUUGGAGUUUGUUCCUCUGCUACACUGUGCGGUGACUGCUCUGACCCACUCCUUCCAGGCGAGAAUCAGCACCUUCCUCAUAUCAGGCAGAUUAUAAAUGUUUCCCAUUGCUCACAGCUGUACAUCAGUGUGCAGCACAUUUUCGAUUAUGUGUGUUUGUGGUUAAAAACAAGGUAUUUUUGUCAAAUAAAAUCUGUAGUUCUUAGAAAUAUUUUAGUGUUUUUAUACAAUUUGUAUAUAAUAGUUAUUGUGAUUUUUAUUUCCUGAGCACAUACAUUAAAAUAUCCCCUUGUAAUUAUG